Messenger RNA from Sycon ciliatum, 1457 nucleotides. Its product is annotated as carbonic anhydrase 1-like. The transcript has 9 exons. Gene Ontology annotation, molecular function: carbonate dehydratase activity; zinc ion binding. Lineage: Eukaryota; Metazoa; Porifera; Calcarea; Leucosolenida; Sycettidae. The record is from RefSeq and is a predicted model, not a curated record. Bases 254 to 1204 code for a protein of 316 amino acids.
GCAGGGCCAGGGCCGCAGUCCACGCAGCGCACGUUUCGGCAGUGCAGAGCGCUUCUCUUCACGCCCUAGCCGCGCGGGGUGUGAACUGGACUGCUAUAACACCAUGUCUGACAAAGCUGGCAACGCCCGUUGAUCUUGUGGGGUAUAAAUUUGGCUUCAAACACUCGCUGUCUUAUCAGUCGUAUCAAGAUUUGAGGUGAACGAACCGACGUGGAGAGAUCCGAAAUUCCUUGACGGGCCAACAAGCAGAAGUAUGAAGACAGCUUUUUUCUUCGCUAUUGCCGUAGGCAUGGUGGCGGCCGCGUCGGCAGCAGCCACGUGGAGCUCCAGCUCCAGGUCACCUCUAGGCCCACAGAACUGGGGCAGCAUUGCCGGCUAUGAGCUGUGCGGAACCGGCAAGAGUCAGUCUCCCAUCAACAUCAACAAGGCCAGCACCACCUACAAGAACCACCCGGCCCUGUCUUUCGCCAACGGCGCUGGCAACAUCGCCUUCCAGAUGAUGAACACCGGGCAUGCCAUCAACGCAUUGCCCAGCAACCCUGACGGCGCACCCGUGCUGAGCGGCGGCCCGCUCGGAAGUGCCACGUACAGGCUCUACAAUAUCCACAUCCACUUCGGCAACUCCACUCUGAAAUCUUCCGAGCACGCCUUUGAAAACACCAGGACAAACGGCGAGUUCCAUAUCGUCACAUACAAGACUACCUACGGGAACAUAAGCGCAGCCGUUGGUAGCGGUGAAGCCGGAGCCUUGGCCGUGUUUGGAGUGCUGUUUGACGCACGCAACGUCUCCAACACCGAUUCCGGAAUCACCACUUUCAUUGACUAUGCUUCCAAUCUCACGUACAAUGGCGACAGUUCAACUGUGUCCCUGCCAUUCCCAAUGAUGGCCACCACCGAGGACCUGAAGACUUUCUACACGUACAGCGGCUCCCUGACAACACCUGGCUGUGCGGAGGUGGUCACAUGGCUUGUCAACGAUCGCAUCCACUAUGUAACGCCUGAUGUGAUGGAUCAGCUGGCUGGUCUCCGAAGCGGCAACAUGUCCGUACCCAGCUACCUGCUUCUGGAUAAUACGCGCCCACUUCAGAUGCUUAACGGACGCGUCGUAGAGAGGAACUUUGAAGCCCCAUCAGCUGCCAGCAUUGUCUCCGUAUCUCUCGUCAGUGUUCUCGUUACCAUCGCAGCAUCCCUGAAGAACUGGUAAUCAGAACUCCAUAGUGGAGGUUUUGGCUACAGUACCUGCUACCGCCUACUUUCCACAAAUCACCCUUGACUUUUUCUGACGUUCUUUAUUCUCUUUCAGUGCUCGUCAGUUUGGUUACGUUCAUUAAUCAUAUCAUGGUGCUCUCGCUAUGUGCCGGCUGCAUUCAAUACGGAGGUUGCCCAAAGCUAGAACUGUGUUCUGGAAGAAUGCAUGUUCAUUUGAAAGACGUAUCUGGUAUGCCCGAGGGCUUUAA